Molecule: messenger RNA, 2247 nt
Organism: Aureobasidium namibiae CBS 147.97
Lineage: Eukaryota; Fungi; Ascomycota; Dothideomycetes; Dothideales; Saccotheciaceae
Exons: 6
Coding region: 1-2247 (748 amino acids)
Biological process (GO): DNA-templated transcription; positive regulation of transcription by RNA polymerase II
Molecular function (GO): DNA-binding transcription factor activity, RNA polymerase II-specific; zinc ion binding; sequence-specific DNA binding
Source: RefSeq, a predicted model, not a curated record
AUGACAAUGACAGAUGCAGGAGCAAUCUCGGAGAUGCGUCAGAACACUACGACUACUGCCGACAUUUCCGGGCCAGCCUCCACCGCACCUCAGAAGAGACGCGUAUCGCUGGCUUGCAAGAGAUGCAAACGUCGAAAACAGCGGUCUUCCAACCACAACAGAUACAUCAACACCUUGGAGGAGCGUAUCGCAUUUCUCGAAGCUCGGCUGCCCGGCCAUGCCGAGGACCAUCUGGUCAACGACGUACAUGCUACCUCCGAGGCGCCGUUUGACGCAGCCCAGGAUGUAAUAGCGACCGAUAAGGUCGAAGAAUAUCAAUCAACGCCACUCAAAGAUCUGUUGUCAGAUGAUUCAGAUUUCGUCGAAAGAACAUCUUUGGUAGGAGGUGUGGCUUAUCUCUCCCUGUGUGCUUCUGGAACAACUGAUUCAAUAUCCGAACCGUAUUACGUUGGAUCCAGCUCUGGGUCGACCAUUGCACGCAUCAUUCAAGCUUCCAUCUUUGGCAAUGCAAAGCCAGGGGCGGUGGCCGAAGCUUCGGCUUCCAUAGAACAACAAGCCCAACCAGAGCCGACAACGCCACCUGAGUCGAUUCAGUCUGAUGAGACCACAUCCAGUUUUCCUGAGCUACGACAGGCUCGUAUGCUAUUUGAUACAUUCUUUGAGCGUAUUCAUAGUCGUUGGCCAAUACUCGAUCGUGAGAUUUACGAAAACUUAUUUGCAAAACAGUUCGUUACUGGAGCUUUGACGGUCGUCGAGCGAAGCAUUUGUCACUUGAUUUAUGCAAUUACCGCUCGCUUCCUGUCUUUGACUAGAAGACUUCACACUGUUGACCCCGAGUACCAUCUCGAGGCAGCCGUCGGGCCAAUGAGCUGUAUCUUGGAGCAACACAGUAUCGCAAGUCUACAAUUUCUAGUUCUCCUUGGUGUACAUGGCCAACGGUCUCCAUAUGGUGCUGGAUCCUGGUCACAAGUCCGCUACGCUGCUUCGAUAUGCAUUGAGAUGGGUCUGCAUAGAAAAAAAUCUCGCAUGGAAACCGACAAACAAGUAAGAGAUGAAGAGCUCCGACGAAGAACCUUCUGGGUUUGCUAUUGCCUUGAUCGUUCGAUCAGCAUUGUGCUCGGUCGACCCUUCGCCAUCGCUGACAGGGAUAUCAAUGUCGAGCUUCCAAGUGUUGCUAGUCAAUUCAGGACGCUAACCCACAAAGAGCCCUGCACUCCGACUGAAACUCUCUGGUCGAAUGUCGAACCUUUCAUACACAUGAUCAAACUUGAUCGGAUACAUUCUCGGAUCCACAAGGUCGUGUUCCGGGUCGACAAAGAUGUUCUGAGAGGCACAGCUGAAGAACAAGCCAAGCGUGAUCGGAAAAUGUCAAUCAUCAAGGGCGAUCUCGAUGAUUGGAUGGAGAAGUAUCCACAGACGCCAAAAGAUGGAAACAAGACUACCUGGAUGUAUGAUCCAGAAAGUGUGUCUCUCGACGCUAGAGAUUUUUACGACUUAAACUACCACAAGUCCAUCCUGUUCCUCUUCACCAACUUUCUGCCAACGCUGCAGACAUCUGAUCCACGUUUCCAUACCUGCGCAAAUUCAGCAACCUCUGUCUGCACUGCGUACAAGCGGUUGGCCCAGAACAGGACUCUGACCUAUACUAUGAUAGCUUUGCACUCAUGCUUUGUGGCUGGCUUGACCCUGAUCUAUUGUAUCUGGAGAGAUCCAUCCUUGUUCUCAUACGCAAUCCUAGAAGCAACAAGAGACUGCUCGCAAAGUCUUACCAUAUUCGGCGAGAAGUGGCCUGGCGCAGUCAAAUACCGUGACAUUUUCGACGAGCUCUCAGGAAGCUUACUCAAAUCAAUCGUCAGUCCGGGGCCCUCACGCCAAAGUCUUGUCAAUGCAGCCAACACCACGGCCGGAUCUACUCGAGCAUGGCAAACUCGCCAGGCUCAGGCGCGUCCGCGGCGGUCUUCCGACGUCGUCAACACGCCUAUGAUAUCAGCCGCCAUCAGAGAAGCGUUUAUGGAGGUCGAUGAGGAGGCUCCAGGUGGUUGGCAGGGAUGGCGAAUGUGGAAUGAGAUGGUCAAUGACGAUACCUCUCAUGCAGCCGACCCUGCUGUAGGAAUAAGUGGGCCUGGACAGACCUAUGCGGAAACGAGCUGGGAGGGCUACGAGAACAUGUAUGAUGUGGACCCGGUGCAGGAUGCAGUCAUGCAGACAGGAAGCUACGGAGUCAUGGGUGAUGUGAGGCUACUCUAA